AUGAGGAAGGCGCGCGCGGUUGUGGCCGUGGACGUGGUCCCGUCGCUCGCUGCCCUUGCCGCACCCGACGGCCCCCAGCCGGAACGACCGCCGCUAUUGCCCGUGGCUUCCCCCCCUGCGCAUGUCCCGUUGCCUGACUCCGAUGCCGCACACGCCGCUCGCCCCGACCGUCACCGAGCGGGCAUGAACGGGGUUAUGGGCGAAGAAGGUGGGCGCAGGGGGAAAGGCGCAGGUGCGAUGGGUUUGCGGGUGUUGGAGGAGGUAGAAGGCGAUGCGGGCGACAGUGACGUGCGCGCAGUAACCUUCGACUCCCCCCCGCCUCUUUCCGAUAGCUCCCCCGGCAGCGGACGAUCAAUGCGGCAUUUGGGCUCGAGCAGGAGUAUGACUAUAUCGAGAGGGCCCAGCAUGGGGGAAGAGGAGGACGACGACGGCGACGACGACGGGUUGUUGAGUGUGCGGCGAGGGGGCGCGGCGCCGCCGCUUUCGCUCUGGGACGACGACGACUCGCGUUUGGACAGUUCCCGAUCCAAUGCCACGCCCGGCAGCGGCCGCAGCUUCCGCAGCAGCAGCAGCAGCAGCGGCGGCGGUGCGUCGGGUGGCGGGCGCGCGCCGAAGAAGCACACGGGGGUGGGCCCGGCGCUGCAGCAGCGCCCGCUGCCGCAGUCCAUGAGCAUGAACCGUGCGCGCAUGCGCCUGGCGGGCAUGAAGCUGGACCUGCGCGUGCUGCCUUCCGGGCCCGCGGGCGUGCUCCUGCCCGAGCAGUCCGCCGCGCAACACCUCCCCGCGCAGGGCGAUACGGCCGCUGGGCCGGACGGGUUCUCGGUGACGGGGAUGGGGGGAAGGUUCGACGGGGAGGGCGGGGCGGGCGAGGAAGAGGAGGAGGAGGAGAGCGGGGAGGAGAUGCAGGUGCGCGAUCGGAAGGAGAAGUUUGUGUUCUUCGAGAAGCAGUGCAGCCGCGUGCUGCCGCACGUGUACGUAGGCAGCGACGCCGUGGCGCGCGACAGAGGCAUUUUGCGGCAGUCGGGCAUCACGCACGUGGUCAACUGCGUCGGCUUCGUGUGCCCCGAGUACUUCCCGCACGACAUCACCUACAAGACGCUCUGGCUGCAGGUAACCGCCGCUCUCGCUGCACUCGUUUUCGCCAUUCCUUUCUUUUUCGCCCAUCUGUUCCCCUUACCCACAUGUCCGGCGCAUUCACAUGUGGGGCCUGUCCCCUCCGUGGCUUUGGCUGUGCUCGGCGCGCAGGACAACACGUCGGAGGACAUCCAGUGCGUGCUGUACGAUGUGUUUGACUUCGUCAACGAGGUCAAGCAGGUCAACGGCCGCGUCUUCGUGCACUGCUGCCAGGGCGUCUCGCGCUCCACGUCGUUGGUCAUCGCCUACCUCAUGUGGGCGCAGCAAGUGGAGUUCGAGGAUGCGUUCCGCGUGGUGAAGGCCAUCCGCGGCGUCGCGAGUCCCAACAUGGGCUUCGCGUGCCAGCUGCUGCAGUGGCAGAAGCGCGUGCUCUCGCCGCCCACGCCCUCCUCCCCGCUGCCCCCUGCCGCUUCCCCACGCGCUCUCGCUGCUGCCGCUGCUGAUGGCACUGUCGAUAGCAGUGGGUGCAACGGCGAGAGCGCGGGGCAGGGAGGGCGGGGAGGGCAGGGGGGGCGGCAGAUGGAGAGUGUGUGCGUGUACCGCAUGGCACCGCACUCGCCAUACGACCCACUGCACCUGGUGCCCAAGAUGCUCACGGACGUGUCUGUCUCCGCACUCGACCCCCGCGGCGCCUUCAUCGUGCAGGUGGGAGCGGCGCUGUACGUGUGGCAGGGCGCGGAGUGCCGCGCGCCCAUGCAGCAGCAGGCGCAGCACGCGGCGGCACAGAUAGUGCGGUACGAGCGCCUGCCAGCAGCAGCGUCGCUGGUCCACCAGGGCCAGGAGCCGCACGGCUUCAGGGCCGCGCUCAGCGCGCAGCGCCUGGUGCGCGGCGGCAGCGGCGAGUGGGGCGUGUGUCUGAGCGUGCUGGAGCGCGAGGGGCUCACGUACCUGGGGCAGGACGCGCACCAGCUGCCCGGCCAUGGCGCCUUGCACUCCGACCCCGCUUCCAUGCUGCCCGUGCUCGUGGCAGGAGGCAGAGGCGGUAGUGGGCGGGGCGUGGGCGAUGGUGGGAGUGAGGGUGGGAGUAGACGGGGCGAGUGGGUGGUGGAGGAGCGGGAGGAGUACUCGUUUGACUUUGAGUGCUUUAACAAGGGGCUGGACGGGGGCACGCCGCAAGGAGCAGGGGCGCUGGCAGCGCCGCCCACCAAGGUGCUGCCGUAUCAGCACAGGGGCUGGCUGGAGGCCACCCUGCCUCUCAACCCCGCCUACUCCCUCCCUUGGGACUCUCCCGACCCGACCCCACGUGGCGCUCAACCCUUGCCGGCACCGCCAACCCCAGCAGCAGCAGCAGGCAGCGGCGUUGGGUCGGCAGUGGCAUCCACGAGCUCUGCUCUGGCGCGACUCACCGUGCACGACGAGGAGGUGGACGCAGGCAGCAAAGCAGGAGAGGCGCGCGAGGCGAGGGGAGGUGAGGAGGGGCGUGGGCCUCGCAAGCCAGUGUUUGCGCCGCUGCCACUGCAUGCACACACGUCCAUGCCGUCCCCCUCGUCCUUCUCUCCACGCUCCCUGGGUUUCUUCCCCCCCUCUGGCAGUGGUGCCUAUGGCGCUGCUCUGAGCAAGUUCUCCAAGCCUGCUGCUGCUGCGCGCGACCCACACCGACUCAAGGACCAAUCAGGCAGGCCCAAGGCAGUGGGCGACGGGGACACAGGUAAUGGCGGUGACAAUGCCAGUGGCAGUGGGAAUGGCCGGGGGAAUGGCGGUGGCAGUGGCAGUGGGUUGAGAAUGGGAGGACUUCAAGUUUUCGAGUCAGGCAGCAGUGGCGGAGGGGUGAGGCGAGGCCUCCCCCCACUGACGCCCCGGACCAAAGGGAGCAUGAAGGUGCAGCAGGAGAAAGGGUGGGGGGCAGAGGCAGAUACAGGUGGUGAGGAGGGGGAGCUGAUGCCAGUGGAUGGACUGCAGGCGAUCACAGAGGUGGAUGACCCAGGGUUGCAAGAGCAGCACAAGGGAGGGGAUGCGGAUGGGGACAGCGACGUGGGUGGUGGGGUAGGGCCUGUGUGGUUGCCAUCUCCCAGACAUGGCAAACCGAAGCUUAGAGCUGCAUGGGAGGAGGGCGAGGGGGACGAGGCAGAGGAGGAGGAGGAGAGAGGAAGGAGAGGUGAGGUGGGUGGUAAGGAGGACGAGGGGGUGGGAGCAGUGUUGGGAGCGCUGCCUCAAAGGAGAGGGAGGGUGGUACGUGGCUCUCAGAGCACAGGCAGCGAAGCAGGUGCAGUGGACGCACGUGGUAAGGCCCCCAAGCUCCCUCCAAGACCUGCUUUGCCGCCGUCCGCUCCGUCCGCUGCAUCAGCUGGCAGCAGCAGCAGCAGCACUGCUGCAAAUUUUGGUGCGGCUCUCCCUCCUGCCCCUCGUUCCAGCUCGCAGUCGAAAGGGCGGGGUGAUGGUGGAGAGGGUUGGGGCGAGAGCGGGGAAGGGGAAGUGGACAAGGCAGAGAGCAGUGGGAUGGAUGCCUUUGGUGUGCCUCUCACUCCGAGACGACGACUGCCGCCCAGAUCAGCAUUUGGAAGGGGGUUCAAGGGAGACGAUGCGGACCAAGCGGAGGAUGGGGGGAUGCGGUCAAAGAGGCAAGGGGUAUCGCGCAAGGAGAAGGAUUGGCCAGCGACUGGUGACGACUUUGGGGCAGAGGGUGGUGUGGGAGUGGAGGAGAGGGAUGACAUGGAGGUUGAGGAUGGCAUGGGUGCUGGUAUGGCGCUCCCCACCCCUCGACGUCUAGGGCCACAAAUCAAGAAGAUAUUCUAG
Messenger RNA from Closterium sp. Naga37s-1, 3867 nucleotides. The record is from the annotation of a GenBank genome assembly. Lineage: Eukaryota; Viridiplantae; Streptophyta; Zygnematophyceae; Desmidiales; Closteriaceae.